This is a messenger RNA of Polyodon spathula (Mississippi paddlefish), 7436 nucleotides long. It is a transcript of the gene phip, whose product is annotated as pleckstrin homology domain interacting protein. The record is from RefSeq and is a predicted model, not a curated record. Gene Ontology annotation, cellular component: nucleus. The coding region runs from base 384 to 5855 and encodes 1823 amino acids. NCBI's taxonomy places the organism in Eukaryota, Metazoa, Chordata, Actinopteri, Acipenseriformes, Polyodontidae. Gene Ontology annotation, biological process: cytoskeleton organization; regulation of cell shape; regulation of transcription by RNA polymerase II. The transcript has 40 exons. Gene Ontology annotation, molecular function: protein binding.
UAUGCGUGCGUCAGGGGAGCAGCGUGGUAUCCAUACGCACAGGGCUUGUGCUGAAUAAAAGAAAACAACCAAAUAAUUUAUGCUAGUUGCACCUCAACGCGGGGCACAUAUCUCUUGACCAAAACUGACGAAGAAAAAAUUGUUAACGGAUGGACAGGGUAGUGGAAAUUGUGGAAACGUUCGUGUUUGUUGUUGGGGACUAGAUUCUGUAGAGCGGAAGGCAAAGCGGCCGGGACUCCUUCCUCGCCCUGCUUGUGUGUUGGCUGAAUGGAGGAGGAGAGACUCUUCCUGGUGAAUAAACAGUGACAGCUAUAGGGCAGAUACUUAUACCCAUUUCAUAGCACGGGUAUACACCUUAUACUUUACAUUUAAACAACACAAAAAUGGCUUCUGACAGUAAAGUCAUCGCGCAAUUGAAAUCUGAGCUGUACUUCCUAAUAGCCCGAUUUCUGGAAGCAGGACCCUGUCAAAACGCAGCUGAGGUCCUGAUAAAAGAAGUGGAGGAGAAUGAGCUGUUGCCGAAAAGAAUCGACUGGACGGGGAAAGAGCAUCUCGGGACUUACGAAAAUUUGGUUAAGAUUUACAGGCAUAUAGCUCCAGAUCAUUUGCUGCAAAUAUGCCAAUGCAUCGGGCCCGUGCUGGAGAAGGAGAUUCCACCAAGUGUACCUGGGGUGCACUCUUUACUGGGAGCGGGCCGUCAGUCUCUGCUUCGCACCAACAAAAGCUGCAAGCAUGUUGUUUGGAAGGGAUCUGCUCUUGCAGCUCUGCACUGUGGAAGGCCCCCUGAGCCACCAUUAAACUAUGGAUACCCGGCAAAUAUAGUGGAAACCGCCUAUGGAAGACGGCUGAAUGGGAGUUACAGACUUGGACAACUUGUCCCCACUGCUGUCUAUCAGCAUAUGAAGAUGCACAAACGAAUUCUAGGGCAUCUGUCUUCAGUUUACUGCGUCACAUUCGAUCGAACUGGCAGAAGGAUAUUUACAGGCUCAGAUGAUUGUUUAGUUAAGAUCUGGGCAACUGAUAGUGGCCGGCUGUUAGCCACACUGAGAGGACAUGCGGCUGAGAUCUCUGACAUGGCUGUGAAUUAUGAGAACACAAUGAUUGCUGUAGGCAGCUGUGAUAAAAUGAUAAGAGUGUGGUGUCUUCAAACCUGUGCCCCCCUCGCUGUUCUAGAAGGCCAUGAGGCGUCUAUCACUUCACUGCAGUUUUCUCCACUGUGCAGCGGAUCCAAGAGGUAUCUAUCUUCCACCGGAGCAGACGGCUCCAUUUGUUUCUGGCAGUGGGAUGCCAGGACAUUAAAAUUUAGUCAGCGAAAAAGUAAAUUUACAGAAAGGCCAAGACCCGGAGUCCAAAUGAUCUGUUCUUCCUUCAGUGCUGGUGGAAUGUUCUUGGCUACAGGAAGCACGGAUCAAAUAAUUAGAGUGUAUUUCUUUGGCUCGGGACAGCCUGAGAAAAUAUCUGAAUUGGAAUCUCAUACUGAUAAAGUGGACAGCAUACAGUUCUCUAACACUGGUGAGAGGUUCGUCAGUGGGAGCCGAGAUGGAACUGCACGCAUCUGGCAGCUCCACCAACAGGCGUGGAGAAGCAUUUUGUUAGACAUGACUACCAAGUUGUCUGGGAACAAUCCUCCAGGGUUGGAAGAUAAAGUAACUAAAGUGAAAGUUACGAUGGUGGCUUGGGAUCGACAUGACAACACUGUAAUUACAGCAGUGAAUAACCUUACACUGAAGGUUUGGAACUCCUAUACUGGGCAGCUGAUACAUGUCCUAAUGGGACACGAAGAUGAGGUUUUUGUACUUGAACCUCAUCCAUUUGAUCCCAGGGUGCUCUUUUCUGCAGGGCAUGACGGGAAUGCCAUAGUGUGGGAUCUGGCAAGAGGUGUCAAAAUUCGGUCCUACUUCAACAUGAUUGAAGGCCAGGGCCACGGUGCGGUGUUUGACUGUAAAUGCUCACCGGAUGGACAACACUUUGCAUGUACUGACUCCCAUGGGCACCUCCUCAUCUUCGGCUUUGGCUCCAGCAGCAGAUACGACAAGAUUGCAGACCAAAUGUUCUUCCACACUGACUACCGGCCACUAAUCCGUGAUGCCAACAACUAUGUGUUGGAUGAGCAAACCCAGCAGGCUCCACAUUUAAUGCCUCCUCCGUUUUUGGUGGAUGUGGAUGGCAACCCUCACCCUUCUAGAUACCAGAGACUGGUUCCAGGACGGGAGAACUGCAGGGACGAGCAGCUCAUUCCCCAGAUGGGUGUCACUUCCUCUGGGCUAAAUCAAGUUCUUAGUCAGCAGGCAAACGACGGAUCAAGUCCCCUAGACACCAUGAUUCAGCGGUUACAGCAAGAGCACGAUCAAAGGAGCAGCGGUUUGAACAGAGGAAGCAGAGGUUCUGUGAGCUCUUCCUCAGAGGUGCACUCACCACCCAACGUGGGGCUGAGGCGCAGUGGUCAGAUUGAAGGGGUACGACAGAUGCACAGCAAUGCACCAAGGAGUGAAAUUGCCACUGAGAGAGACCUUGUAGCCUGGAGUCGAAGAGUACUGGUACCAGAGCUACCUCCAGGCAUAUCCAGUAAGCAGGAACAAUUGAGAACUGCCAAGGGAGAAGAGGAGAUAAGCAUUUACAAAUUAGAGAAGAAAAAGAGGACAAUGCCAAGUCAUAUUCAGAGGGAAGCUAAGAACCACGGACUUGAAUCAGUGAGUGACGGCGUGGAGACGAGGAGAACGCAGGUAAACCAGCACAACUACCACACGAGAGCAGCGGUGGAGGAGACUAGCAGGCAGGGCGACACAGCCGAGGAAGAGAACAGCUCCUCAGAGGAGGGUGAAGUUCGUCCGGCAAGUGGUGAAACCUCAGACGAGGAGGGGAAGGCCUGGCCAAGUGACAGCAGCAGCUCCAGUGACUACACAAGUGAUUAUUCUGAUUGGACAGCAGACGCUGGCAUCAACCUGCAACCACCAAAGAAAACUGUUCGACACAAAAAGAAAAAUGCAAGCAGUUCAGAGGAGGAUGGGGAGAAGAAAAAGGAAAAAGAGAACAAAAAGGAGAGGAAGAAAGAAAAACGAGACAAAGAUGGUGCGUUACCAAAGAAAAAGAAGCCAAAGGAAAGAAGAAUGAAGAGACUUCCAGCGGAAGAGUUCCAUGAUCAAGGUCUGACUCUGGAGGAAUGGCUGCCUUCGCCGUGGAUCACAGACACUGUCCCACGGAGAUGCCCUUUCAUACCACAGAUGGGAGAUGAGGUGUACUAUUUCCGUCAGGGUCAUGAAGCAUAUGUGGAAAUGGCCAAGAAGAACAACAUUUUUAGUAUAAACCCUAAAAAGCAGCCCUGGCACAAGAUGGAGUUAAGGGAGCAAGAGUUGAUGAAGAUUGUUGGGAUCAAAUAUGAAGUGGGACUGCCCACCCUAUGCUGCCUCAAACUGGCUUUCCUUGACCCUGAUACUGGUAAACUGACAGGAGGAUCCUUCUCCAUGAAGUACCAUGAUAUGCCAGAUGUUAUUGAUUUCCUAAUUCUUAGGCAACAGUUUGAAGACACAAGGACAAUACAGUGGCGCAUAGGUGAUCGCUUCCGUUCUGUGAUUGAUGACGCCUGGUGGUUUGGAACAAUCGAAAGCCAGGAGCCAUUUCAAGCUCAGUAUCCUGAUAGCUCAUUCCAGUGUUACAAUGUCUGCUGGGAUAAUGGUGACACAGAGAAGAUGAGUCCGUGGGAUAUGGAAAUCAUUCCUAAUGAUGCGGUUUUUCCAGAUGAGCUGGGGCUAAGUGUCCCUCUUACAGAGGACGAGCAUCGGCAGCUGCUUUACAUACCUUUAGAGGGAGAAUGGGGCCCCCGGACCAGGGACGAGGAGUGCGAGAGAAUCAUUGCCGGAAUCAACCAGCUAAUGACACUGGAUAUUGCUGCACCAUUUGUAGCACCUGUGGAUCUUCAAGCAUAUCCUACAUAUUGCACUGUAGUGGCAUAUCUCACUGACCUAGGCACAAUACAAGAGAGGCUAGAGAACAGGUUUUACAGGCGUUUGUCUUCACUGAUGUGGGAAGUUCGAUACAUAGAGCACAACGCGCAAACCUUUAACGAACCUGGAACUCCUAUCGUAAAAACUGCCAAAUUUGUUUCCGACCUAAUGCUGCAGUUCAUAAAAGACCACAGCUGCACAGAUAUCAUUCCACUCUACAGUAGCAUGAAGAAGAAAACCUUCUCAGACUCUGAAGAGGAUGAAGAUGAGGAUACAGAUGCUCCAAGUACUUCAACUAGGAAAAAGAAGGAGCACAAACCCAUAAGGAAGCUACGUAAUAAUGCCCAGGCUUAUGAUAACCAGGCGUGGAAAACUCAGUGCAAAGAGCUGCUGGAUUUGAUAUUUCAGUGUGAAGACUCUGAGCCUUUCCGGCAGCCUGUUGACCUACAGGAGUAUCCGGAUUACAGGGACAUCGUUGACACUCCAAUGGAUUUCAGUACGGUGCGAGAGACUCUUCAGGCUGGAAACUAUGAGUCACCGACAGAGCUGUGCAAGGAUGUGAGGCUUAUAUUUAGCAAUUCCAAGGCUUACACACCAAGCAAGAAGUCAAGGAUUUACAGCAUGAGUCUGCGGCUGUCAGCUCUGUUUGAAGAACAUGUCACUGUUAUUCUGUCUUGCUAUAAGUCUGCUCAUCGAUUCCAUGCAACAAAUAAGCUAACCAGACAGAGGAAGAAAAGGCGAAGAAGUGCCUCCCCUUCCAGUAGUGCAGCUUCCAGCCCUGAAAGGAAGCGACGUGCCGUGAAGUCCCAGAUGAAGCCAGAGCCUUCUGCCUCAUCUCCUUCCCUGGGUGCCUCUCGCUCCCCAUCACUCCGCCAGGCUGCCGCUCAGUUGAACGGGAAGGCUGUGGAAUCUGCAGCUGUGGUUCGGACAAGAAGCACCAGGCGGUUUGGAAACCUUUCUGUUACUCCAGCUACAUCAUCUGGAGCAAAAUUAUCUACUUCAAAAAACAAUACCUCCCACACUGCACUCGGAAAGCAAGUGACAGAUAGUCCUAACAAACAUCUCAAGGCCCAGAACACUGUAUCGUCUCCUUGCCUCUCAAGUGAUACUGAAAACACAAGGAGUUCCUCCACUGCAGAAAGUGCUGGAGAGCAAAGGAAGGUGAAACAGAAACUGAAGGCAUCAUUAAGCCAGCAGCAGGUGAAUUCCCAAGAUAACACGAGGGCACAGAAAAACUUACAGCUGAAUGGACACGAUGGACACAGUUCAAAUUACGUGGAAAGAAGAGGUAGAAAACCAAAGGCAAUGACCCUCGCAAAGGCAGUAUCCGUUAUAAUGCCAGAAACUGAUGUGAAGCGUCCUGGCAAAAAAAGGGGACGUAAAAGCAAAAAAGAAUUGGAAGCCAUGAGAGCAAACAAGCUACAAAAUAGAGCUACAACAACAGAGGAAGAGGAAAGGGACCAGUCAACAAGUGAUGAGGCAGGCACCUCUUCUGCUGCGGCAGACACUGUCUCUGAGCAAGGUCCUAUAAUACAGAAGUCCCGCCGAGGCAGAAAACCCAGAAGCAUGAAGAAGCCACCAGAAAUGCCUUCAGCACCCACUACAGUGAGCCCAAAGAUGCAAACAAGAAGCAGUGGGAGGAUUGAAGGACCCGUGGAGCAAAUGGAGGAGGAUAAUGCGAGGACCGAAGAGGAGGUUGAGGGGGUUCAGGAAGAGGGCAACGACAAAAGCUCUAAAUUCCCCAUGAGAACCAGAAAUCAGGGUCGAAGGACAGCUUUCUACAAUGAAGAUGACUCUGAGGAAGAGCAGAGGCAGCUGUUGUUUGAAGAUUCGUCUUUAACCUUUGGGACUUCCAGUAAGGGGCGAGUUCGGAAAUUGACUGAAAAGGCAAAGGCAAAUUUAAUUGGCUGGUAAACCACAACUUAAAACUAAAGAAUAAACUAACAGAAAGACUUGGUAACUUUUGCUCUGUGAUAUCCAGGUAAAAGCUACGGCACUUGAGGACACUGCAAUUAUUGCUGCUAAUUUUGUAUAUUCAUUGGUUAACCUACCUAUUUUGGGACCAAAAAUGGGCCCUUUGCCCAAACUUUGAUAUACAAUAUUUUCCCCUUUUUAAUUAAUUAAUACAGUUUUGAACGUGGUAAUACUAAAUACCCAGAGUAUAAAAGUAUGUUUUAUAAUUAACUGCCAACAAGCUUUUAGAUACAAGCAGACCUGUUUAAAAUUAUGAAAUGUUGGUUAACAGUAAAUUACACGUGAAAAGCUUUUCUGUUAUCUGUUUGAAAACAGCACAGCUCCUUCUUGGGUUUAAUAACCUUUACUUGGAUCAAUAUACAUUUUAUAAGCUAAGGACCACGUACCAAUGGAAGAGUCAUUCCAAAAGUGUUCCCUUACCUUUUCAGAAAGUUUAGGAGUUCAGUUGUAUGCUCAUGUUGAAUAAGAAUGUGUAUCCAUUUCCCUGUACACCAUUUAUAGAAUACAGAAUGUAUGUGAUCUACUGAAAGUCUGUCUUUGCAGCAGAAUACCAAUCAAAGGCAGUCAUUCACCGGGCCUUGUCAGUUAUGUGCACUGAGUUUUAAGACUUUAGUUUAAAAUAUUUGUAAUCAAUCAUAUACAGAAUCGUGUUUAGUAUGUGCUCUUAGGUGAAGCUGUAGACGUGGCUCCCAAAAGUAAUACAUUUUUAGUUUAUGCUAUUGUUUUUUUCCAUUGAGGAAUUGCAGAUAACCACCAUUACAAGGGAGUGCCACACAGGUUGUAUGUACGUACCUUGCAUGUUGCCACAUUUCCAGAUUGAUGCUUUUCUUAUGUUUCAGCUGAUGGCUGAAUGGACUUGGUGUGUGAUCAACAUACAUAUAUGAUAUAAACAAGGAGGAGCUGUUUUUCAAAGAUAUAGGAAAAAAGGCAAGAUGCAAGAAAAAAAUAUCCCUGCUUUCAAAACUUUUGCUGACCCAAUUAAAGGACUGUAAAAAAAAAAAAAAAAGAAGUAAAUGUGAUAAACAUAGAUAGCACAAUGUUCAAGUACUUCAAUCUUAAGUUCUAUUCUUUUUGUGAAAAAGCCAGCUGACUUGAACAUCAUAUGCCACAACAACUGCAGUUCUAAGGAUACACGAUUCCAGGGAUGAAGAACAUUUUAUGCCAAGCUGCAGCUCCUGACUUCUGCUAAAUCUAUGGACUAGAUCUUAUAUCAGUGUUGAAACUGUUCAACUGUAAAUGUAAAACAGGAACUUUGAAUGGCCACAGGCAGGCAGACAAGCACUUGGGUGAAGUCCUGCAGCAAACAUCCUCUUUCAAGAUCCUAGAGAGAAGAUAGCAUCAUCUUUGGCUUGCCUGCAAUAACUGACAUACACCAAGACAUUUACAACUUACAUUGGAGGAGUUUAUGAAAAAUGUGUGGAUUUUACUGUAAAAAGAAUUGCAUUGAUGCUACCCUAAUCACUGGCAGAAAAUUAAUAUCUCACAUUGGUGAAUACAAGUAAACUUAAAAAAAAAAAAAAA